AUGGACAACGUGAAUCUCAAACGAGCCGACGCGCCGUCGCAGGCACAGGCACAGGCACAGAGCAGCAGUGCCGAACAAGAGAAAGAAAUUCUCACGCCCAAGCAGAGCUACGACAAGCACAAGGACACGCUGCGCGACAUCAUCACGGUAGACCACUUCAGCAACACGAUCCCCGACUCCAUCGUGGACCUCUGGCUCGCAGCGCUGGACCCCGGCAGCAGAAUCGCGCUGCCGGCCGGCGUCAAGGGCUUCUACGGCGGCGACCUGCGGUCGUCGAUCCCCAUCGAGCUGGCGCACGACUCGUACAAGUACGUCGUGCACGAAACUCAGGACAGGGCCAAGGUCGCCAAGUACGCCCGCCGCAUGCUCCUCGCCAUCUCGCUGCUGGACCUGGACAGUCUCGCGAGGAGGGACGCCAACCUCGCGGGUCUGGCGCUGUGGCACAAGGCGCUCGCGCAGGCGCGGCUCUCCGACAGCGACAGCGCUGCGCAACUGGCCGGCACGCUGAAGCAGUACGAGGCGUUGCGCCCGCAGGCGUCACUGCCCGACGCCAAGUUGCCACGGUCCGAACGCCUGAAGACGCGCCUGCUCGCCGUCGCCCAAGACCUCGGCAACGCCGAGACGGUCACAUGGCUCAAGAACUGGGAGCCGCGAGAAGAGUCUUCGUGA
Molecule: messenger RNA, 669 nt
Organism: Thyridium curvatum
Lineage: Eukaryota; Fungi; Ascomycota; Sordariomycetes; Thyridiales; Thyridiaceae
Exons: 1
Coding region: 1-669 (222 amino acids)
Source: RefSeq, a predicted model, not a curated record